AAAAUUUAGUAUAAAAGAAGUGUUCAACGAAAUCAUUUCAGUAGAUUGAAAUUCGUUCGAUUAUAACAGAAACAUGAAAUUUUAUAUUUUCGCUUUGGUUUUAGUGGUUCUUGCUGCAGCAACAGCAAAUGCAGCCCAGGCUAAAUUGAAACUAGAUGAUCCAGACCAUUCUGAUAAAUGUGUGCAUAAUGGUAAAGUACUUGCGCCUGGUGAAAGCUAUCAACCAUCGGGGUCCUGUAGUAAAGUAAGUUGUGAUAGUAAACAAGGAUACGGCACCAUCGUAACUUGCGGUCUAAUUGCUCCACCACCAAAUUGUAAACUAGGCGCUGAAGAUUUGAGUAAACCAUAUCCUGAUUGUUGCAAAAGAGACUUCGUUUGUUAAUAGGACAAAGUGAAUAAUGUAGACAAUAAUUGAAAUGAUUAUUUAGAAAAUAUAUUUUAAAUAAUACAUAAAGUUAAA
Teleopsis dalmanni is the source of this 460-nucleotide messenger RNA. RefSeq lists its product as uncharacterized. Lineage: Eukaryota; Metazoa; Arthropoda; Insecta; Diptera; Diopsidae. The transcript is spliced from 3 exons. Bases 74 to 382 code for a protein of 102 amino acids. The record is from RefSeq and is a predicted model, not a curated record.